Molecule: messenger RNA, 2553 nt
Organism: Mycotypha africana
Lineage: Eukaryota; Fungi; Mucoromycota; Mucoromycetes; Mucorales; Mycotyphaceae
Exons: 3
Coding region: 1-2553 (850 amino acids)
Molecular function (GO): guanyl-nucleotide exchange factor activity
Source: RefSeq, a predicted model, not a curated record
AUGCAGUCCGUAGCACUCAAAAAGGAGAAUAAGAGAGGAAUGAGUAGUGAUAGUAGUAUUAGACAUCAUGGUGCAAAAGUAGCACCCAAUCGACCGAAUUUGUCCAUAAAUACCAAUCUGACCUCUUCCAAAAAAUCCUGGAACCAUUUCUUUCCUUCUUGUUCACGAGCUACUAAGCUUGCUUCUACAAUCACUACAGAUACUACUAAUACUAAUACUAAUACUACUACUACUACUACUUCCGAUACAACUGUCAUCAAUGCUAGAACAACUUCGUUAGCAGCAUCAGUUUCUACAUCAACCUCAACAAAAUCUUCGCCAUCUGAAAAUCCGAAAAAUAUAUCGAAGCGCAAUAAUAGUUUACCCAUUCUCACCGAACAAAAACAACCGCCACUCUCAACUUUAACCCACGGUUAUUCAUCAAGUGAAUUAAAAAAACCUACAACUUAUUCAUCCCAUAAUGAUAUAUCCUCUACUCAAAGUCUUACUACUCAUUACUCUAAUGAAUCUCUGACUUCACUUUCCGCUGGUGCACCCUCAUCUAGUUCCCAGUAUACUCGUCAAUUAAGCAAUUACAAUGCCAGUCCAGCAACUGCUCCCAUCUUGACGACAGAUUCAAAUAGCAGCUUACAUACUCCCAAUACGGCUUCUUCUCAUAGUAUAUCGUCCGCUAUCAUGAAGAAGUUCCAUUUCCCAUUUUUCUUUCAUAAACGUCAAAACUCAUUUGCUUCGAAUGAUCAGAGGGAAGCAGUUCUCAAACAUCUCUAUACUCCACCUGCUCCAGAACCAGUCCUUCCCUCUUUAUGUGAAUACUUGUCAUCAGCGGAUUCACCUGAAUCUCCUCCACCUUGGGAACUAACAGACAUCGAACGUCUGAAUAAGAAGAAGCAUCAUUCUUUUGGCCAUCAAUUUGAAUCUGUUUUAGAAUUUAAUGAUGAUGACGCAGAAGAAGAAGAAGAAUCCAAAAAAUUACGACACUCCCAUUACGUUAGAAAUAGCUAUUAUUCCGAUUCAGAUUUCGGCAAAAUGCACGAUCUGAGUAGCAGUAGUAGCAGUAGUUCCGUCACCACAAAAGCAUCAGCCACACCUAGCUGUAGCGCCACUCAACUCAACCGCACAUCAAGUAUCACGUUACACGGAUCUGCCAACGCAUCCACCGACAACCACCUACGUCGUCGAUCCAGUUGUCCCACCUCCGACGUCAUGUCCAUGACGAGUAGUGCAUCCUCCACGAGUUCUUCAGUGAGGACACUCGUUGACAAUGAUAUCGUGUCCAUCACCGAGAAACAUACGCGAGACGCAUAUUUCUUCAAGAAAUCACACACAUUUACACCUACUUCUACUACUACCUCAUCGUCAUCACCAUCAUCCACAGCAACAGCAGCAGGUUAUUCUGCUACACCCAUGGCAAAAUCUUCCAGCAGUAACAGCAGUUGUUGUAAAAAGCUAGCCAAUAAGCUCUCUCGCGACAAUAGUAGCAGCAGCAAUGAUACACCCACUUCAGACGCCCAUCAUCAUCAUCAUCACCAUCAUCAUCAUCAUCAUCAUCAUCUACAUCACUCGUCUUCCUCUAUAUCUCUAAGUGAUUCGGAUCAAUUGAAAUACAUGUAUAUACCAGCCGUGUUUGACCCAGUUACGCGAUGUCCCGUAUUACGAUUUGAUAUCAUCAAACCGAGAAAAUAUCAAUUGCAUCGAAAAGUCAGUUGGAAGAAAGAAGCAAAAGCGUUGAUGACAUGGCAUCAUUGUUUGGAAGAAAAGUUGCAUAGUGCACAAUCAGCGCCUUGUUUACCGAACCAUUUGUCGCCUGAAAAAUUGGAAAAAAGCUUAUUGACAAGACGCUUUAUUCUACGAGAGUUCUUCACUACAGAAGUCAAUUUUUGGAAUCAACUCUAUUAUACCAAAAUUGUAUUUUAUGAUGCUCUUGUCUUUACUUUACAAAAAGAAUACACAUUAAUGAGAGAAGAAGAUUUGGAUAUCUUUUCCAACUUAUUUGAUCUUAUGCAAUCCUCAGCCAAAUUAAUCGAUCAUUUACGUCAUUUUCAAAGUCGUUACCAUCGACGUUACCAUUGUCAACAACUGCAUAUGAGCAGCCCUACCAGUUUGAAUGCAGAGGAAGAUGUUUCAAAAGAACAAGCUACUCAGCAUUCAACGCUUGCAGAUGCUGCUGGUGGUAAAACGAAUUACAUGGAUGAAAACAACGUGUAUCUUGGUAGUUCAUUUUUGGAAAUGGCUGAAGAUUUAGUCAUCUUUUUACGUUGUGCCAUUGAUUAUAAAGCCAAUCGCAAACUUCUUGAACGAGCACUUAAUAAUGAGUUAGUCGCCAAGUACCGACAAUCCCUCAUGUUGCGUAAAGAAACACGGCAAUUUGCCAUGGACGAUUACUUGAUUAUUCCUAUUCAACGUGUCGCCCGUUAUGGUUUAUUAUUCGCAGACCUUUUGAAGCAUACACAAAAGUCGCAUCCCGAUUAUGAUAAUCUGGUGAAAUGUCUGCAUAUUGUGACAAGUCUGGCUUAUGCCAUGGAUUCUGUUCAAAAGAAGAAAAAGAAGACUUAG